AUUUGUAGGUGUCUGGAAUCGAUAACUAGAACGAUGACAGGGAGCUACUUUAUGACCGAUCUUGUUGCCGAUAGCCUGUCAUCUGAAGUUGAUGUGGAUUGGAAUGAUGCUGUGCUAUACACACCUUAUCAUACGCAAGCCUUACUUUAUGAAUAUGCUGACUGCUUGGCUGUACGGACAUUGUUACGAAUGGCAAAGUUACCGAUUCGCUUAGAAGAGCGUCCUAAUGCUGAAUUCAUGUCACCGACCGGGAAAGUACCCUUCCUGAAGUUGCAGUCAUUUCUGAUACCCGAGUUUUUACCAGUUGUUGAUUUUCUUGCAAAACGUAAUGUAAAAUUAUCGGCCGGCUUGACGGAUCUAGAACGAGGAGAUAUGCAUGCACAUAUGGCUCUUUUCGAUGACAUUCUUAAAAAUGUCGAGAUACAUAUGAUGUGGAUGGACAAGAGGAAUUAUUCUCAGGUAACGAAGUACAGAUACGGUUCAGUGUAUCUGUUUCCACUGAAUAUUAUUUUACCACGAACGAAACGUCGUGAAGUGAGCAACUAUUUAACUGCUCUGGAUUGGAAAAGUAAGUCACAGGAAUGCAUAAUGGAACUGGCUGACCGAUGCUUCAAAAGUUUGUCGUCGAAACUUGACCACAAUGAAUAUUUUUUCGGCGAUUCACCAACUGAGCUAGAUGCUUUGGCAUUCGGUCAUUUUUAUACCAUCCUGACAACAGAACUGCCAAAUAUGGAGUUAAAGAAUUAUCUUCGCCGAUAUUCAAAUUUAACUGAGUUCUGCCAAAGGAUUGACAAAAAGUAUUUUGUUCUUGAAACAAAGAAAUAA
Molecule: messenger RNA, 825 nt
Organism: Loa loa (African eye worm)
Lineage: Eukaryota; Metazoa; Nematoda; Chromadorea; Rhabditida; Onchocercidae
Product: metaxin 2
Exons: 5
Coding region: 34-825 (263 amino acids)
Biological process (GO): mitochondrion organization
Cellular component (GO): SAM complex
Source: RefSeq, a predicted model, not a curated record